Molecule: messenger RNA, 303 nt
Organism: Aspergillus alliaceus
Lineage: Eukaryota; Fungi; Ascomycota; Eurotiomycetes; Eurotiales; Aspergillaceae
Exons: 3
Coding region: 1-303 (100 amino acids)
Source: RefSeq, a predicted model, not a curated record
AUGUCGGCCAGUCUCAUUCACGCUUCGCGUCCCAUCAUCCGUGCUCGCAGCAGGUCAAAUGCCAUGCGCACCUUCUCCAUCGCGGUGCCGGCGAGACUCGAGAACGAGUGGUUGCAAAUGCCCAAGCCCCGCGGGUUUCUCGCCGAUAAGGAUACCACUCCUCGUUCAGAGAUUCGGUACACCAGAAAGACGGAGGUCGACACGCUCCGACGUCUGCAGCAGAAGAUGGCCGAACAUCGCCAACGUCUCGACGAGCUGGAGAAGUCGAUUCAGCAGUUCACGCGGGUGCAGGGGGUCUUCUAA